Molecule: messenger RNA, 963 nt
Organism: Anopheles aquasalis
Lineage: Eukaryota; Metazoa; Arthropoda; Insecta; Diptera; Culicidae
Product: calcium and integrin-binding protein 1
Molecular function (GO): magnesium ion binding; calcium ion binding
Source: RefSeq, a predicted model, not a curated record
AGUGUGAAGGCACCCUUGAACAGAGGCUUGUUUUUGUUAAAAAAAAAUAUGUAAUUCUGGUUUCUGUAUUUGCGGACUAAAUAAUAUUGCACCAGAUAUCCGCUCCACUAGCAACGGACGAUGGGGCAGGUUAAGAGUCAGUUCUCCGAGGAUGAGCUGCAGGAUUACGAGGAUCUUACGUACUUUACAAAAAAGGAGAUCUUGUAUGCACACAAAAAGUUUAAGAACCUAGCGCCCGAGAAGGUGGGCCACAAUAAGAACGCCAAGCUCUCGAUGAACAAAGUCCUUGAGUAUCCGGAACUAAAGGCCAAUCCUUUUGGGGAUCGGAUUUGUAAAGUGUUUAGUUCUAGCAACGAUGGAGACAUCACGUUCGAGGACUUUCUCGACAUGAUGUCGGUGUUUUCGGACGCAGCCCCGAAAUCGGUCAAGGCAGAGCAUGCCUUUCGGAUCUACGACUUUGAUGGGGACGAUAUGAUUGGGAGGAGCGAUUUAAAGCAAGUUAUUCAAAGGCUGGUAGCGUACAACUCUGACCUGGGGAACAACGAUAUUGAUCAGCUAAUCAAUAAUAUCCUUGAAGAGGCAGAUCUAGACGAUGAUGGUGCGCUGUCUUUUGCGGAAUUUGAACAUAUAAUCGAUAAAUCUUCCGAUUUUAUCAACUCCUUCCGUAUACGACUGUAACCCACCAGAAGCCGCACUUGCUUUCUGUAAUCUCAGCAAUCAUCCUUAUUAUGCUUUAUAUGAACCAUCGGUUCGUUUUGUGGGUGUGUCUGUAAUACUAUCACUUUAAAUUGUGUCUAGAGUGUGUCGUAGUGAAAUUAUAUUUAUUGGUUCGAAGAAUAUAUUUGGAUACUCUUGUGGAAUAUAAAUGCACCCUCUAGGGCUGUAGAUAUCCUGGCAGCUUCAUUCGCAUAAAGAUCCACGUAGUGAAGAAUGAAACCGUAAUAAAGAUGAAGCCCAUGGCGA